UCAAUCUGGGGAGUCCAGUAUGGUUGCUGUGCAGGAGAUUGAAAAAAGGGUGUGCAAGAAUUUGUUUCCCAGUGUACCAGCCUCUGGUUCCAUGGAAUUGUCACAACAGGAGUUUCUCUUCUCUGAGGAUCUCGGGAAUCUGUUGGGGCAGGAGUUUCCGACCAGGGAUGAACCUGGCCUGGGCUUCAUGGACACUAUAAUGGAGGAGCAAGGUGUGGUGUCAAGGGGGUCUCCCCAGGAGGAUAUCUCUUUAACGGAUGAGGGGGAGGUUGAUGAGGGCACUGAUGAGGUGGUCCUCUCUGAUCAGGUCUCCAUUGAGGAAGCUACUGUUGUUACGGGUGAUGUCUCUGAGGUUACGGCACCGAGUGCAGCAGUUGGAGGCUUGGCGCCUCCUGCACAGGCCAGAGUGGUGAAGCAAAAGGGUUUUCUUCCAGGUGCUAAUACAAAAAAAAGGAAUAUGGUUUCCUUGACUUCUCCGCGUAAGAAGGUUGUCACUAAAGGGGGUGGACUGAAUGGGAAAGUCGGUUCUCACCAAGGAGGAAAACCUCCAAAUCAUCCGGUUAAUUAAUGCAUAUCUGUUGACAUUUCAGGAUCUUCCUCUUAGUCUUUCUUAAGAGGUUCACCAUCUCCCUUACACUCACUUGUAUGCUCUGUUUCUCUUACUCUAACAGAAGCAUAAAGACUCUCUCUUUACUCUCUUGUUCUUUCUUUGUUUCUUUUCAUAUGACAAACGAUUUGUAAGAGAGAAGAGAGAACACACAUUAAUUGUCUACAUUUUAUUUUCGGAUCUCAAGGAUACUUUCUUACAACACACACAUCAUACUUAUACUACUUCUACUAGUUGCACCUCCCACAUGCUCCCAUACUUAGACCAUCAUGACUCUUACACAUUAGACCACGCUCCUAGGUACUAACCCUUACACAUCAUAGGUUUGCUUUCUUACACAAGCCACACUACUAUUACAACAACUCUCUUAGCUAGGCUUUAACCAAACAAAUGACUAAGUCACAACACAACUUUCUACUUUGUCUUGUCCUUGGUCUCUUGCUUCUACUUGUCGAGUCCAUCUUCCACAUGGACCACCAAAAACAUCUUUCUCUUUGGGCCUAAAUCAAGUUAGUAGCCCAUGACAAAACACACAGGCUUGUUGACCUUUUUCUUGUCGUUGACUCUUCUUCUUCUUCUUCACGGAGCUUUGCUUCUUUUUCUUUGUUCUUCGACUCACUGAUUUCUUCUUUCUCUUUGUUGCAGAUUUAAUCAAGAACUCAAUUCUCAACAGUAUCGUAAGUAGAGGGCAGCAUGGUGGUGAGCAAGCCUUGGUCUGGGCUCCUUUGUGGUUUUUGUUUUCUCUUUUUCUGUUUUCUUUGAAUAAAGCACCAACGGUUGAUCCAUAUGGUUGUAUUCUUCUUAUGCUUCGGUUGUUAUUGUUGCUUUUCUCUUGUAUUUUUCUGGGUUGUACCCGAUGUUCUUCAAGUUUUCGAGUAAUAAAUAAAACCUGUUGGCCCGGUGUUUGUCUUU
Camelina sativa (false flax) is the source of this 1519-nucleotide messenger RNA. The record is from RefSeq and is a predicted model, not a curated record. NCBI's taxonomy places the organism in Eukaryota, Viridiplantae, Streptophyta, Magnoliopsida, Brassicales, Brassicaceae.